UAGCUAUAAAACUGUGUGAAUGCCAAUUAUUCUUCUAUGCAAAAGCAAAUGGCCCUUCGUCUUCCUUGUUUUCGGGCCUUAGUCGCACCAUCUCUUCAGCGCGGUGUCUCGGAGCCUCCACCUGUUAGAGCUCAGAGUUUCAGAGAAGCAGAAGAUAAAGGGAGAUCAUCAUCAAGUAAUCUAGUCGAUGCGAAUUUGAGCGUCUUGAGAAAGAGGAUUGGUGAAGCAAAGACGAAGGAGAGAUUGGAGAGGUGUUGCAGAAGCGAGCUCGGAUGGAACUACGCCACUUCUGGAUGCUAUUCCAUAUCCAAGCGGAGAAAAGACACGGACAGGUCGGAGUUCUUUGAACUCGUACUUCUAGUUUGCAGAAAUAUUGGCCUAACAAACGCUGCUUGUGCAUUCUUCCUUUGUUUAGCUUCCAUAUUGAUUCAUUUGAGUCAACUUCAUGACCAUUUCCUGUAA
Syzygium oleosum is the source of this 462-nucleotide messenger RNA. RefSeq lists its product as uncharacterized. Lineage: Eukaryota; Viridiplantae; Streptophyta; Magnoliopsida; Myrtales; Myrtaceae. Bases 37 to 462 code for a protein of 141 amino acids. The record is from RefSeq and is a predicted model, not a curated record. The transcript has 2 exons.